GUGGUCAGUACGUUUCCAGAAAAUGGUCGGAUUGUGUGUCGAGCCCUGACACGUAUUUAGUCAAAACUCGUAAAUAAAUGUUGGAAAAGUUUGUGGUCAUGAUAUAUUGAUUGAACCCACCUUUCUAGAAAUAUUGAGAAACAUUGAAAAUGGAGUUCCGUGAGACGCUUUUAGCCGCUCAACGAAAUCAACAACAAAAGUCAUCUGUUGGUAACACAUAUUAUAAAGCACGUUUUGACCCUCCAAAGAAAGAAAAUAAGCCGAGAGAUAAACUUUCAGCUAAUAUACAAAAAUUUUUGGCGAAAAAAGAAGAAGAAGAGAGACAGAAACAAUUAGAAGCACAAAGAAAACGAGAGGAGCUUCUAGCUAUGAGAGACCCCAAGGCUUUAAGAAAAAUACAGAAAACAUUGAAAGUUAUAAAGUCUGCAAAUAAGUCGGUACUAGCAGAUGCUAUUGACAGGGAACAUACAGCCGUUACCCUGGAGGGUCCAGAGCAGCCUGACCAAGAUGACUAUGGAUAUGAGUCUCAGGAAGCAGCUGCCUUAUAUGAGAAAAUGAUGCAAAAAUAUAGUAAACUGCCGGAACAACCAAAAUUUUCAUCUAGCGGUAACAAUGUAAAUAAAGACAUAAAUGGUACUCGGGAAAGAGUGAAACAUGCUCUCCGUCAUGAAGAUGAUCCAGUCCCUCAUAAGAGACGACGAAGAACUGAAAAUGGAGACAGAGAACUCAGUCCGCCGCAGAGAUACGAACCAGAGCCAAAGAGAGAUGAAAAAUCUGACAGACCCAAAAUAAAGAAACCCGCCCCACCACCAAUGGAUUUCAAUCAGUUGUUGAAACUAGCCGAGCAAAAGAAGAGCGAGCCGAUUGAAUUGGCAACAAAGAAGGUUGCAUCAGAGCCAGAGCCAGAGCGGCCAAUGACCAAGAAACAGAAACGAGAAUACGAAGAGGAAAUGGCGAGGCGACAGCGGAAACAGAUGAGAUUGGAAGCUGAAAAAUCAGGAGGACGGAAAGUUAGCCACGGAACUGUUGUAAAGGAAGAAAAAGCAUCAGAGAGAGACAGAAAACCACAGCCUCCUGGACUUGGUCGAAUCCCAAAAUUAAGUGACAAAUUGUCAAGUACUACAAGAACUGAAGUUAAAACACAUGACAAGGAAAGAGAAAAAGAUAGACGUAGUAGCGAUAGAGACAGAGGGCGAGAAGAAUUAGUGAGAAGAGAAAGAGAAAGGGCUAGAGAAGAUGCACUACGAAAGGAUAAAGAAAGAUGUAGGGAAGACGCCAUAAAGAAAGAUAAAAGUAAAGUAGACAAAGAAAAGAUAGAACGAGACAAAUUAAGAUUAGACAAAGAAAGAUUAGAUAAAUUAAAAGCUGAGAGAGAAAGAAUUGACAGGGAAAUGGAAAGAUUAAAUAGAGAUAGAGAAAAAUUAGAGAAAACAAAAGCGAAGCUAGAGACGAAAACUGUAGAUAGAGAUAGGCAUUUAGAUAGAUCAAAGUUAGGUUCCAAAGAACGAGAUGUUAAGAAGAGUAUAGAUUUGAAAUCACAAAACACAUACAGGAUAGACAAAAACUGUAAUGAAAAGAGACCAGUGCAGCAAAGAAAUAGCGACAACAAAAUGAAUGGUCAGAGUUCACAGGGAAAACCAGUGCCAAAACUAGGUAAGGAACAAAAUGUAAAUAGGUAUGAUAUUAAAGAUAAAGCUUUACUUAAACAGAGACCAGUGAAUGGUGUUCCAAGGACGGGGGAGGCGAGUAGGGGCUUACAGAGACAAGCUGAUGAGAAACGACCAAAUGUCAACGGAAAAGUUGCUCCAAAGAUGACAAACAGUUUUGAUUUCGAUAAACAUGUCAAUUCACUUGGUAAGAAUGGCACUAAAUAUACAGUCGGUGAUGUUAAGAGGAAGCCAAAUCCUAAUGAUAUAAAGAAGAAACAGAAACGUCGAAUGGUGGACUCAGAUUCUGAAUAUGACUCCGAGAUGGACGACUUCAUUGAUGAUGGAGAUGAGAACAUGGAUUACUCCAAACACAUCAAAGAAAUAUUUGGUUAUGAUAAAUCUAAAUACCGAGACAUGGAUGACGAUGAUGAUCCGAUGAUGGAAUCUAGUUUUGCCCGACAACAAAGAGAGGAAUAUAUAAGCAAGAAAAUUGGUAUCAUGGAAGAUUUAGAAGAUAUGAGAAUGGAGGCAAUGGAAAAAAGCAAAAAGAAGAAAUCCAGGCGGCUGAGCGAUGAUGACUGAUCAGAAUUGAUUCAAAAUACAUUGGACCAAUAGAUUUUCUUUGAUAAUUUUGUACGCCUCAAAAUGUACAUAUGAUACAUUUAUAAAGCUGAAAUUACUUUUGUUCUGACAGCACCAAGCAAGGAACUAAUAACUAAUCUGUUGCUUAAUGAGCUAUAAAGAAUGAAUUAAAAUAUUAUAGUCGCCCUGUUGUAAACUUUUUGUAUAAUAAUCGUUGAUAAGCAUAAUCAUGAAUGACCUACAGUAUGGGUUUGCACAAAUGUAACAUAUGUUAUAGAUACAUUACAAAAUAAAACUGCCCCCUUAUUAUACAUCAUUAGUUUAUUGUAAUGUUUUAAUUUUUUUGGUUUGCGAGUUGUAAAUAAAAUUAAAUUAUUUGUGAUAAACAUAUUAGUGUAAGGAAUAAGGUUUUACUGCUCAGCAAUGUAAUAAAGAUGUGCGGAAUAAUAUUUUGUUGAAUAUAAAUUUACCUUCAUUUACACUAAAUGCAUUUUGCUGAAUUCUUAACUUUAUUAAUUAUGGACACUUAAUAUUUGCUUUAUGUAUAAUAAUAUUUAGAUUUAAAAGUAUGUAUUAAGAAAAUUAUUUCAUUAAGAGGUAAAACAAUUUAAAAUAUAUGGGAAUGAAAAAUAUAAUAUAAACAAAAAAAAUAAUGAUUAAUAAAUUUAUUACGAGCAUAUAACAA
Messenger RNA from Danaus plexippus (monarch butterfly), 2916 nucleotides. RefSeq names its product protein SPT2 homolog. The transcript has 9 exons. Lineage: Eukaryota; Metazoa; Arthropoda; Insecta; Lepidoptera; Nymphalidae. Gene Ontology annotation, molecular function: histone binding; DNA binding. Gene Ontology annotation, biological process: nucleosome assembly; regulation of DNA-templated transcription. Gene Ontology annotation, cellular component: nucleolus. The record is from RefSeq and is a predicted model, not a curated record. Bases 150 to 2231 code for a protein of 693 amino acids.